AACUAUACCACCAGUGGACCACGCAUCACAGGCUGUAGACGGACUUUCCCAUACCCGGGCACUGCCGCACGAGAUCCCCCGCGCAACCCGGCGCCAUGAUGGAUCUCUCCACCUCCGUCGCGCCGGGCCCUGGCCCCGUCCCCGCCGCCUCUCCGGCCGUCCCUAGCGGCGACAGUGGGGGCCCCGCCGCCGCCAUAUCGGCGGCGGUCGCCACGGCGUCCCGGCGGUUCCAGCACCUACUGGACCGCUCGACGCCGCACGUCGGGCGGCGGUGGAUGGGCCUCGCCGGGGUGGCGGCCGCGUACGCGCUGCGCGUGUGGCUCGCCGGCGGCUACUACAUCGUCACCUACGCCCUCGGCAUCUACCUCCUCAACCUCCUCAUCGCCUUCCUGUCCCCGCAGGUCGACCCCGAGGUCGCUGAGGUUCUCGGCGAUGGGCCGGCGCUCCCCACCCGCGCCUCCGACGAGUUUCGCCCAUUCGUCCGCCGCCUCCCCGAGUUCAAGUUCUGGUAUUCUAUUGUUAAAGCAUUCUGCAUUGCCUUUGUCAUGACGUUCUUCAGUGUGUUUGAUGUGCCCGUGUUUUGGCCUAUCCUUCUCUUCUACUGGGUGGUAUUGUUUACAGUCACAAUGAAGCGUCAAAUUCUUCAUAUGAUAAAAUAUAGAUAUGUCCCAUUCUCCUUUGGGAAACAGCGUUAUAAUGGGAAGAGAGUAGCUUCUGCAGAUGAUCUCACUCUUCCCAAGGAUUAGGUACUUCGGACUGCGAGAUGCUUUUGUUAGUUAUGUAGCAAUUGGAAAUGGCUUAUAGUGGCUGCGGGGGCAGCUUCUCUGUAGGCUCUGAAUAUUGCAAUGUUAACACCAAGCAUUAGAACCUCAUGGAAGGCAUGGUUACUUUGCAAUGCUGAGAAAAUAGGCCAUUAUUUGAUGGCCAACCCUUGCCCUCUAUUUCCCCUGAUGUUUCCAUGUGUUAGGGUAAAAUGACUGUACACAAUUGUUGCUCCAUAUCGUACUGUAUUAUAUGUGACUAAGAAGAUGAACCAGACUAUUGUAUACAUUUAUUAAGUGCUUUGUUCUACAAUCA
Phragmites australis (common reed) is the source of this 1077-nucleotide messenger RNA. RefSeq names its product protein RER1A-like. The transcript has 3 exons. Gene Ontology annotation, biological process: retrograde vesicle-mediated transport, Golgi to endoplasmic reticulum; protein retention in ER lumen. Gene Ontology annotation, cellular component: Golgi membrane. The record is from RefSeq and is a predicted model, not a curated record. The coding region runs from base 96 to 746 and encodes 216 amino acids. NCBI's taxonomy places the organism in Eukaryota, Viridiplantae, Streptophyta, Magnoliopsida, Poales, Poaceae.